This is a messenger RNA of Exophiala viscosa, 1942 nucleotides long. RefSeq names its product MFS transporter. The record is from RefSeq and is a predicted model, not a curated record. Gene Ontology annotation, biological process: transmembrane transport. The coding region runs from base 1 to 1491 and encodes 496 amino acids. Gene Ontology annotation, cellular component: membrane. Lineage: Eukaryota; Fungi; Ascomycota; Eurotiomycetes; Chaetothyriales; Herpotrichiellaceae. Gene Ontology annotation, molecular function: transmembrane transporter activity. The transcript has 6 exons.
AUGGCGACCAAAGAAGACGUGAUGCUCUCUGACUUCAAAGGCGACAACCAGUUGAUGCCUACUCAGACGACUCAAGAAGGACAUAUAUUGCCUGUGGCACCCGCAGAGUCAAAGCGUGUGUUGAGAAAGAUUGAUAUGUGCAUGAUCCCUCUGAUGGGCUUCUGUUACAUGCUGCAAUACAUGGACAAGUUGGCCCUCAGUUCCUCGACUCUUUUGGGAUUGCUGGAGGAUCUGCAUCUUACGGGACAUCAAUACUCCUGGUGUUCGGCUGUCUUCUACUUCGGCUACCUUGCAUGGAGUUGGCCCAGUUCAUAUCUUGCCGUCCGAUUGCCCAUCGGGAAGUACUUGGCUGUUUCAGUAUUCCUGUGGGGUGGAAUCCUGAUGUGCCACGGUGCCUGCCAGAACUUUGCAGGGCUGAUGGCUGCACGGUUCUUUCUCGGUGUCGGAGAGGCGGCCAUCGCCCCUGGCUUCGCCUUGAUCACGGGCAUGUUCUACACCCGUAAAGAACAGCCAUUGAGACAGGGUGCUUGGUGGGUAGGCAAUGCCAUCGCCAACGUCAUCGGUGGUGUUGUCGCGCACGGGAUCGGCCAGAUCACGACAUCGCCUAUCCAGCAGUGGCGGUUGCUUUUCCUGAUCCUGGGAGCCGUUACUUCAGCCUAUGCUUUCGUUCUAUACCUUUUUCUUCCAGAUUCACCUACCAAAGCCGCCUUUCUGGAUGAAAAGCAACGCCAAGUGGCAUUGCAGCGUACCAUUGAGAACAAGACGGGUCUUCUGGACAACGAUACCUUUGUGGCAACCCAGAUCGUCGAUGCCUUGUGCGAUCCGCAGUUAUGGCUUCUGGUCCUAUACACCGUCUCAGUCAAUCUGGCAAAUGGCGGCUUGACAAGUUUCAGCUCCAUCGUCAUCGCAGGGUUUGGGUUUACGGAUCUCAAAGCCCUCCUGAUUCAGAUGCCCGUGGGUGCAUCUCAACUCGUCUUCCUCAUCCUGACUUCGGGCCUGGCUUCCAUCAUCCCGUCAUCCCGACUUGGGCUCAUGAUCUUCAACACGAUCACUGCGAUGGUGGGCAUGAUCAUGGUGUACGAGUUGGAAGGUCGCGCCGGCCGUAUGGCUGGGCUGUGCCUGGCCGCCGUCUUUGCUUGCAACAUUCCCCUAUCUUUGAGUUUGAUCAGCUCUAACGUCGGCGGCUUCACCAAGCGAUCCGUCGCCAGUGCAACUCUGUUUGUCGCUUAUUGUGUCGGCAACAUUAUUGGCCCGCAAUUCUUCCUAGCCAGCCAGAAACCAAGGUAUCAAACUGGUCUCAAAGCCUCUCUUUCCGGGCUGGCUUUAGGAGCUGCAUUUCUUGUCUGUCUUCUGGUAUACUACAUCUGGGAAAAUCGACGGAGAGAUAGGCUCCAUGGUCCAAGCCGAAGGAUGAGUCUGGACGAAGAGUUGCGAGAAGAUCUCUCGGGCAAGACGGAUCGUGAGCUGAUCGAUUUCCGCUAUGUGAUCUGAGUCUGCGUUUGCGAGGCCAAGUCAAAACCGAAGAUAGGCGUGUCAAGCCAGCCGAGGUCUGAAGGGUGCUCAGACCCUUGUACUGUCUCUAAUUGUGCAUGGUCGAUCGAUCCUGCCUGACCCUGGAUUUGAUUGCUGCCAUGUACCGUGUGGUUCGGGAAGCCUUUCAGUAGAGGGAUGUAGAUGACUUUCCGUCGUAUAUGGCCGCUUGGUCCAAGAUCGAUACAUGUUUAAUGAGGCUAGUCUUUGUCAGCCGACCGAGUAAGCUGAUGCAAUCGGGCCGGAUAUGUCGAAAGCAUUUGACCAGUUCUUAGCGAAAUCUAUACUUGCAGACAUGGGCAUGGCCAAUUCAUGAUUCUGCCCUCCCUCGAGUAAUCGUGGUGGCAGACCUCCCGGGUCAGGGAAAAGAGCCUGAGCGCGCAGAAGAUGGCUGCGGAUCCAUUCACGAUGA